Molecule: messenger RNA, 6852 nt
Organism: Passer domesticus (house sparrow)
Lineage: Eukaryota; Metazoa; Chordata; Aves; Passeriformes; Passeridae
Gene: THSD1
Product: thrombospondin type 1 domain containing 1
Exons: 5
Coding region: 228-2786 (852 amino acids)
Cellular component (GO): cell surface; cell periphery
Source: RefSeq, a predicted model, not a curated record
GCCGCCAUUUAACCCUCCUGCCGCCGCCGCCGCCGGGCAGUGAGCGCCCGCCCGCCCCUCGGGCAGCGCCGCCGGCGUCUCCUCACGGGAAGGACCGCGCUCGAUCCCCGAUCCCCGGCCGCUCCGCCCGCGGCGUGGAGUUUUAGGUGUUCUUGGAAAACGUGCUGGCACUUUGGAGCUGAAAAAGGACAUGAGGAGUAAAAGGACCCAGGAUCUCACUGGUCAGAAUGAAAUAUAUGUUGAAAGAUUUUUCAAAUCUGUUGUUAGUAGUGCUCUGUGACUACGUUCUCAGCGAAGUGGAGUAUCUCCUGUUGGAGCACCCAGAUCAUGUAGCUUUCAGCAACGACACAGUGUCUGUGGAAUAUCAGUACUACAGUGGUGGUAAUGUGACAGCAGAGCAUGUGUCCAUCCUUUUAUUGGAUGCCAGCACCAGUGAGAUAAUUGCAAGAAAACAGCUUCCUGCAAAUCAGUCCCAGGGGACGGUGGUGUUUGAGUGUUUCCAUUUCAAGAGUGCUGGUGAUUUCUUGUUCAGAAUGGUGUCUCCCAGUGACAACAGCAGUGCUGCCCAGUGGAGCAGAAGCAGCAUGUCCACCCUCCAUGUGGAAUGGCCUGUAUUUCACAUUGAUUUGAACAGGAGUUCAGAGGUGCUUGGGAGCUCCCUUCAGGUUGGACUUUUUACAAAUGAGCAGUUAUGUGCCAUGAACAAGACUGUGAUUUCACUGGAUGUGAUAUUCACCAGCACCCUUUAUGAAUUCAGAAGAAUAUGCUCUGAUGAGACUCUGGGCAUUAGAACUAGCAAAGGAAUCCCCCUGUCAAGGUCCCAGUGGGUAGAGUUUGAUUGCCCACCUGUUGGUCAAGAAAUAUACAUCACUGUGUUACUGAAAUCGUUAGAAACACAUUCCAUCAUUGCCUCCAUAGGACCUGUAGAUCUCCUCCACAAAUUUGGAUACAGACUGGUUGUGGCAGCAGAAGACACAUGCAAAACUUUUGUUCAGGUCUCCAUAAUCUCUCCACCAUGCACUUCUAUCAGUGGAAAAAUCGUUGUUUAUAAAGAGGCUCUCAAGCAUUCGAGUCAAAGAACAACUUGGCUGUAUGAAAACAUCCUUCACCCAGGAGACAACAGGACAGAAUUUAACUGCACUUUGUUUGAUGUGGGGAAGAACAAAUACUGCUUUGACCUCCUCAACUUCUCAAACCGAAGCUAUUUUCCAGCAAGAGUUAAGGAGUGUAUGCUGAUCCAAAGGAAUAUGGAAACGUGGAGCCGGUGGCAGCCCUGGAGCCCGUGCAGUGUCACCUGUGGGGACGGAAUCCGGGAGCGCUUCCGAGAGUGCCUCACCUCCUCGCCGGCAAAACCAGGCUGCGCUGGAUCGCCGAGGGAGACUUCCCUGUGCUCGCUGGAGGAGUGUGUGUCUGUCCAGCCUCCCACCCCACCUUCUGGUCAGCCAGGAGAGGACCAGAAAGCAAAUAAUAUAGUCACCAUCACAGGUAUCUCGCUGUGCUUGUUCAUCAUCUUCGCCACGGUUCUUAUCACUCUCUGGAGGAAGCUCUGCAGAGCUCAGGAGUGCAGCAGCGCUGUCCGACGAAACUCCGUCCAUUCCCCCGGCUUCCGGAAAAACUCAGAUGAGGAGAACAUUUGCCAAGGCAACAAGCAACGGGACAGCUUUGCUGAAGGAGGGGAUGCCCCUGUUAACAUUCCCUUAACCUACAGGCGAAGCCUCCAAUUUGCCCAAGAAGAUGAUGUGUCUGGAAGUGAAAACUUUCAACCAAAUGCCCAAAAAAUAAUCCCUCCAAUUUUCAGCUACCGCCUGGCACAGCAGCAGCUGAAAGAGAUGAAGAAGAAAGGCCUGACGGAGACCACUAAGGUGUACCAUGUCUCUCAGAAUCCUCUCACGGACACGGUUCUUGGUGCCACCACGGUGCUUCCCUUGAGCGGGGAAAACCAAGAGGAGGCAGCGGCAAACAAAUUUCGGAUCAAAUCUCCAUUUCUGGACCAGCCAGCCAGUCAGCCCAAGUUCCUGGGAGAAGGCUCUCACCCUAGGUUGGAUUUUCCAUUCUCACAGGCCAAUCCUGCAGUGAGCCCUACGCAAACCUUGGUAAGAAGAGGUCAUUUCAAGCACCAGGAUAACAGAGUGGACUUGCCUGAGAGGGGCUGUCACAGAAACUCACAGUUCAGAAGAACAGCCAGUUUCCAUGAAACUAAAAAGGCCAGACCUUUCAGAGAGAGAAGCAUGUCGACUCUCACACCUCGACAGACUCCCCUCUACAGCUCCAGGACCAGGACGUGGGAUCAGGGUCUGGAGGACAGGGCACGGCCAAAAUCGAGAAACGCUAAUGCAGCUUGUGAAAAGCUGGAUCAGCCCCACAGCACUGUGCUGGGGUGUGAAGCACAGGGCCAUGGCACAAAGCCCCACCACAGGGCAGGUCCCCCGGUGAGGAAGCUGGACCUGAUCACGGAUCGCCAGCCUACUGGUCAGGAGAAGGCAGCUGAGAAGCCUGAGCCCAGCCGAAGUAAGAGGGGCCCUUCACCUAACCCCAAAGGCGUGUGGCGGAAAGAGACCGGCCCAAAUGGCAAAGAUAAUUCCCAGAGAGGCCUGAGCGUCAGCCCUGCUCAGUAUCGAAGGGACAAGUGCCAGAGCUUCCCCCUGGACCCUGAGUUUGCCUUUUAUGACAAUUCUACUUUUGGCUUAACGGAGGCAGAGCAGCAGAUGAUCGACCUCCCUGGGUAUUUUGGCUCAAAUGAAGAAGAUGAAACAAGUACUCUGAGCAUUGAGAAGCUGGUGAUCUGAGUGACUCAUUGCGGCCCUGCAGGAGUGGCGUGCGUGGGAGAGGAUCUGCAGGAUUGCUUGGCUUCUGGUGAAAGAAGGAGCAGGAAUCACGUUACCUCCACACACAGCAGCAGGGAGUAAUGCCCCAGGUCUGGCUUGUGGGAACAUAUUCCUUUCUAAUUACUGAAAAGUGCUUUCAUAUAAUUAUUUUUUGUAUGUAUGUGUGUACAAGACACACAAAGUACCCUGGGAAAGAAGGCGUUAGUUAAGGUGUUGUGCAGGAAUAGCCAAUAGAUUUUGUUGUGUAAAGCAGUCAUGUUUUGUGCAUUAUACAUGAUGAGUGCCGCUGACAUUUCCCACCUUGUCUGCUGUGUACUGGUACACUCUGAGAUACUGAAGCAUCCACUGUCCAGCACCCUCAGCCAUCUGCCCUGAUUAGUGAAUCAUUUCCCAUCUAGAAAGCACAAAGCUCAAUCUGUGGGCAGUUUUCAUAAUUUUUCUGAUAGUCAUCAGUGAACUGCGUUGAUUUGUAGGUGUUGCUCAAAUAACUCAUAUGGUGGGGGGUGUUUUAGCUGGUUGCAUGAAAGUGCAAACAGUUCCUGCUGAAUACUUGAGUGAAUUUAAAUUGAGGAGACAUUUUCAUCAUUCAAGACUUUGAUAUUUUCUUAUUGCCAAUAUUUAUAUCAAGAGAACCAUGUACAAAUAUUUACAGAAAAUCAGUGCAAAAGGCAUGCUACAGGGAGGGCAAGGAAAACAGAUGAUCAGAUUUUAUUCCUCACAGAAAUGUUACCGCAGCACGUUACCUGUAAAACAGUUGAAUUAUGCAUCCUUUCCUUUAUUAAAAUUUUAAAAUGCAAAUACAUUGACAAUAAUACUACUAUGGCAAGCUCAAAGUAAAUUAUGAACAAAAUCAGCAAACAACAAGAUUAUUUGAUUAAUACGUGUUCUGAAAACAAAAAAUUGAAAUGGCUUGACAAUAUCUGGUGAUUCACAGAGAAUCUUGUAGCAAAAUUUACAUUGGAAAGACCUCUAAAAUAAUUAAGUCCAACCAUUAACGUAACACCAUGUUCACCACUAAACCAUACCUCUUGACUACCACAUCCACACACCUUUUUAACACUUCCAAGGACAGUGAUUCCUGGAAUGCCUGUUCCAAUGCCUGACCACUCUUUCAGUGAGUAAACUUUCCCUCAUAUCAAAUCUAAAUUUCCCCUGGCACAACUGGAGUCCAUUUCCUCUGAUCCUGUCACUUUUUACCUGGGAGAAGGAGCCAACCAACCCCUACCUUGCUACAAUCUCCAAUUGUAGAGAGCAGUAACAGUGAACUACAAAAGCCAUGACGGGCUUUUUUGUUGUGUUUUAAAACCAAACAUCACAAAUUUGACAUUAUUCAGAGUUGGGUUGGAACUGCAGUUAACAGCAGAAGCAGAGCUCAGACCUUGUGAAUGACCAAGACUUUCCUUGCCAUUUGUUAGGAUAACCAUCUCUCUGGAGACUUUGCAAAGACCAGGGGAAUGCUAGUGGGCAGAAACAAGAAAAGAGGAGGUGCUGCCCAUGGAGGUUGGUGUAAGAAAGGAAAGGUUUAGGCAGUGGAUUAGACUGAAAUCAACUCUCCCCUAAGGAGCCUAACCCUUCAUGCCCUUUAACCUGCCUUGUGGGUGUGAAAGCAAAAUGAGCAUGUGCUCCAUUGUCAUGAAGGAGGCUGCUGUCUUUCUCAAAACUGGCUUUCUGAGCAGAGAGAGAUUCCCAAUCCCACACUUCUUCCCCCCAGCCCUGCGCCCCCACAAACCAACAGCAAGGAAGAGCAGCAUUGCUGUGUGUAAGCAAUGGCACCCCACUGCAGUGUCCAAAGCUGGCACAGGUAGCUUGACAGGCACACAGUGUUACCUGCUGUGACAACAUAGGAGGAGCAAGACUCAGCAUUUGGCUACCAGAGUCAAAUCUGGUUGUUUGAAUGGCCUUUCUGAUGGGUAAUGCUUUGCAGCUGCUGCUGGAGUGAGGGAUCCCACUCUCUGGGUGAUGUGAGCUCCCCCUUUCCCCGGAGCCGUGUCAAGCCCUUGGCCCUUCGUGGUGUUGGUACUAGUGAUGCAUUCCCAUAAACUGUCAGCUUGAAAAGCUGUUUAAAGCAUCUAAGAACAUGUUCUCACUUGCAGAGUUAUCCAAAGGCAAUCAAAUGUAAUGAGUCUUUAAAUUGACUUAAAUGAGCUGGAAAGCAGACCUCUGAAACAAUUGCAGCUCGGGUUACUUACCCUGCCUGUACUAAGGUAAGGUCUGUGGUGUGAAGUACCUUCUCCCUGAAGCAGCGAUCCAUCAUCAUUGGAGCUGCAGGGCUACAGUAUCUGUUUAAGCUUUGUUGAGCCUCUCAGCAUGGGAGAGAGACCCUGUGGGAGAUCAAAUGUGCAGGGCAACAGCAUUCAGCAAGCAUUCCCCUAAACCUUCAGCGGGAGGGAUUGGAGCUUGGCGUAGCCCUCAGAUCCAGUAAUACUCAGCUAGUGGCAUUCUACCCUGUUUAUUAAGAUUAAAGGUGGUUCUGAAAUGCUUCCUGAGGUUUCCUGUGGGAUUUGCAGGUGCCUGCACAAAGCCCUGUUACCCUUGCAUCUCAGAGGAGCUUUCCUUUGUCACAGGAGGACAGAGAAGGGGCAACAUCGCUCUUAAUCAGUGGUGCUUUCUGCAAAGUUGUCCUGGUGUUAGGCUGUAUUAUGCUUUAGAUGUACUUAACAUAAGUUUUACACCACAGACAGCAGGGCAAACCCCUUCCCUCCCAGCUUGUGAUACCUUGGCCUCCCUUCAUCUCUCAGAGACUGAGAAACGCCCUGACAUUGAUGCUGGCUGAAGGCAAUCCAGCUCUAAUGCCUUCCCCUCCACACUGACACACAGGGAAACAGGCUCCAUAGUCUGGACUUUACAUUGCUCAUUGCUCACUCACUGGGGAAGUGGACUGGGUGCUGGUUGUCUGAUUAAGCCCUGCUGACUUCAUCUCCAGCUUGAUAAUGCAUUAUCAGAUGGGUUACCAGCUGCUUAAUGAACUGCCAAACCACAAUGCUGUCCCCUAAGUGCUGUAGUUUCCACAGUCUUUGCUCUAACUUCCUUAGCUCUCUACUGAAGGAUGGGAUUGAGCAUCAACUGCCAGAAGGCAUGAAUUUAUUUCACUCACAUUUCUCUGUGUCAUCAAAACAAAAAUUUUUUUUGUUUUGAUGACACAGAUAAAUGUGAGUGAAAUCCUUUCAGCCCUCAGUGCUCCUCAGGGGCCACGCAGUUACAAUGUGUGCAAAGUCAUUCCUUAUGUUCUAACAUGCAGUUACAAUCUUGCACUGAGAUUUUACCAUUUAAAAAUACAGCAGCAGCGAUCAGAAGGGAAAGAGUAAGUGCUGCCUUUUUGCAGCCCUUUCUUCACAAGGGCAAGAUGUCUCAUUUCAGACAUGUUGGUGAAAAUUUCACUCCACAUGAGUAUGCUUGAGAAGAGGGCUGGGGGCAGUCUAGCCAAGGGCAGAGGCUCUAGGAGCACAGCUCCCUGGAGUGCUGCCCAUUACCCUGGGAUGUUCAUGCUUGCAGUCACUGGGAUGUCUAGGAAGCAGAGGAACCAAACCAAGUUUUAAACAGAACCUUCACCUCAUGCCUCUGCACUGUCUCCAGGAUAGCUUGAGCUGUGAAAAUUAAACUUACCUUGCAGACCCUUUCAACUAUCCAGGACAACAGGUGAAAAAGCACCAGAGCCAACACUGAAAGAAUACAUUUCUCAUAUUAUGAGCUUUCGAAGAUUUUGAUCCAGAUUACUGUUCACAUUCCUAUUCUUGAAACGUAUUAAGUCCUGCUCAGAUGGUUUUAAUAUUAAUAAAAUGUAUUAAGUCCUACUCAGAUGGUUUUAUUUCACUCUUUAUCGAUAUGUAUACAAAUUACAGUAUGUAUGGAUAUAAAAGCAAAUAAAUGGAAAAUAAACACCAGUUUAAAAAUUAUAAAUCAGAAACAAGGGAAACAGGUUUAUUCUACAGCAUGGUAGUUAAAUUAUUUGCAUCAAGCUGAUACUGCUGUUCAUUUUUAACUGUUGUUAUUAACAGCUGUAGAAAAUAAAUUUUCAGUAUUCCAUUUC